Messenger RNA from Exophiala bonariae, 927 nucleotides. RefSeq lists its product as uncharacterized. The coding region runs from base 1 to 927 and encodes 308 amino acids. Gene Ontology annotation, biological process: endoplasmic reticulum to Golgi vesicle-mediated transport; vesicle fusion with Golgi apparatus. Gene Ontology annotation, cellular component: trans-Golgi network. The transcript is spliced from 2 exons. Lineage: Eukaryota; Fungi; Ascomycota; Eurotiomycetes; Chaetothyriales; Herpotrichiellaceae. The record is from RefSeq and is a predicted model, not a curated record.
AUGUCUUACUACAACCAAAAUUAUGGACAACCUCCCGCGGGAGCUGCAUCCAAUCUACAAUUCUAUCCGUCCUCAUAUUCCAAUGUGUCGGGCCACACUACACCGUCACAGGCUUCCUACGGCGGCUACAACUCCGGCAACACAGCUUCUGCGUACUCUGGAUAUGGCGCAGGCUCCUCAGCGGCAUUUGGCGCCGGGCCAGGCCUGCAGGGAGUGAGCGGGCGGAUGGGUGAGUCUGGAGGUCUGCGGACCGGGUGGCUCGCCGCGUUUGGCACCGAAGGCUACGAUGGUGAGCCUGGACUGAUGGAAGAGCUGGGUGUGAAUUUCGGUCACAUCAAGACCAAGACCAUUGCAGUCCUCAAUCCCUGGACCCGACCCUCACCGCACAUCAUGGAUGACAGCGACCUGUACGGCGGUUUACUUUUCCUCGUCCUCUACGGGACGUUCCUUGCCCUGUCGGGUAAAUUCUUCUACGGAUACAUCUACGGCAUCGCCUUGUUCGGUUCCAUGGCUCUACACUGGAUGUUCGCACUGAUGACACCACCCGCCGACCCCAACGAUUCAGACCAGAUGGCCCAGGCGCAACGAGACCACCACGGCGACACCUCACGUUCCGGCGGCCAUUUCUCAAGCACGCUGACCUACUCCCGCAGCGCGAGCGUCCUCGGCUACUGCUUCCUCCCACUUGUCUUCACCGCCCUCUUCGGCGUGGCGCUGCCGAUGGACACGGCGGCCGGGUACGUCACAACUGCUGGUGCGGUGGGAUGGUGUACGUUCAGCAGUUCCGGGAUGUUCGUCAGCGUUGGGCGUAUGAAGGGCAUGAGGGGUCUAGUUGCCUACCCGCUGGCUUUGUUCUACGUCGGCUUUGGCAUCAUGGGUAUUUUCUCGUCCCGCGGCAGUGGUACGCUCCAAGGCAAGGUCUUGUGA